GGUCCUACUUAUCUCAUCCAAACCAACUUUAAAGGCAGACUAAUUGGCCUCAUUCGGGAGAUUUCUACUUCUACUUCUUACUUCCUCUAUUUCCCACCAACUAGUACUACUUCAUACAACUUUGAAAGAAGUUAGCUAAUAGCAAAAGCCUCUUCUCCCAACUCCCAAGUUAUCCUCCCUUCAACCAAUUACCAUGAAAAGAAUGGACCUUUUCUGUGCUUCUCCAGCUUCCACAGCUAUUUGCUCAAGCAUGGUAGACCAUUCCAUGGUCCGCCGAAGCCAUCAUGUUCGCGAUCGUCGAAAGAUCCCGCUGCCUCAUGUUCCUUGCUCGUCUCACUUACCAAUCAAUCCUCGGCCUUAUAAUUAUGAGAAAAGUAGUAGGGGUACUUACUCAAAGCAAGGUUAUGAACUACAUAGAAAAAGCUCCGCUGAUAUUCAUGACCUAAAUACUACUGCUACUCCUGAUCAUGAUUCUUCUCGAUAUCUCUUGAGUGAUUCCCCCUUCGUCGAUUGGUUCUCGAAGUCCGAUGAUAACCAACAUCAUCAUCAUCAUGGUUCGGCAUUGGUUCCUGCUGAUCAACCUGCUAUGAAGUAUAGAAGCCUCAGUGCAAAAAACUCUCUUGCUUUAAAGUCUUCUGCCUCAACUCGCUCUCGUCAUCAGGUUGUUGUUUUGAGGGUGUCACUACAUUGCAAAGGCUGUGAAGGGAAGCUAAGAAAACAUCUGUCUAAAAUGGAAGGAGUGACAUCAUUCAGCAUAGACUUACCAACAAAGAAAGUGACGGUCAUUGGAGAUGUAACCCCUUUAGGUGUUCUUUCAAGUGUGUCCAAGGUGAAGAACGCCCAGCUCUGGCCUUCUCCGACAGCAUCAUCAUCAUCAUCGUCGACAUCUUUGCCAUGGUCAGCAUGAGUAGCUACAUAUAUGAUCAAAUUUAAUCACUUUUUUUUUAAUCAAUGUAAUAUUUUUAUUGAGAUUCCAGUAGGGUGUGUUUGUAUUGUAUGAUUGUUAUUAGUUGUUUAAAAGUACUAAUAUAAAUUAGGUUACUUAAUGGUAUCUGGAAUCAAGGUGUUUGUUUAUUUAUAAAAGAAAGUUAAAGCAAAAGAUGGGGUUGUUGAUUUU
Molecule: messenger RNA, 1117 nt
Organism: Ziziphus jujuba (common jujube)
Lineage: Eukaryota; Viridiplantae; Streptophyta; Magnoliopsida; Rosales; Rhamnaceae
Product: protein SODIUM POTASSIUM ROOT DEFECTIVE 2
Exons: 3
Coding region: 194-907 (237 amino acids)
Molecular function (GO): metal ion binding
Source: RefSeq, a predicted model, not a curated record